This is a messenger RNA of Phalaenopsis equestris, 2246 nucleotides long. RefSeq names its product peptide-N4-(N-acetyl-beta-glucosaminyl)asparagine amidase A. The coding region runs from base 309 to 2105 and encodes 598 amino acids. The transcript has a single exon. Lineage: Eukaryota; Viridiplantae; Streptophyta; Magnoliopsida; Asparagales; Orchidaceae. Gene Ontology annotation, cellular component: vacuole. The record is from RefSeq and is a predicted model, not a curated record.
UUAAGUUACUGUGUGAUUACAACCUAAUUACGAUUUAUCAGCGGCUUCAAUCCCGACGAACCUUCGCCGGAGCCUGCGCUAAUGGUGUCACGGCCCUUCGUCCUGGAAACCAGACAGACUAACCUUUCUUCAACUAUGCCGGAACAUCUAUACCGCAAACCCUUUCCAAUUCGUUCUGUCUUCUACCUCGAGCCGUUUUUCACAUUCUCCGCUCUGCUAAGCAGCCAACACACUGAAACUUCCACAACUCCACCUGUUUGCUAAUAACAGCACAAGAACUCACCUCCACUGCCGGAAAAUCAUCUCCGAUGUCUAUUCGCAGUGCCCUCUCUCUCCUUCUCUUCAGCCUUCUAUGGGCCUCGACCACCUCCCUCUCCCUCCCCGACCGCUUCCUCCUCUCCCCCCACAUCCGCUCGCCGGAGCCUCAGGAGUACUUCGACCCCACUCUUCCACCCUUCCUUCCCCCAACAGAAUCCCCCUCCUGCUCCAUCCCCAUCCUCCAGCAUGACUUCGCUAACACCUAUGGCCUACCGCCGGCCACCGCCGUUUUCUCGCCUCCGGCGAAAUGCCCGCCCCCAUGGUCCCGAGUCGUUCUCGACCUCUCCGUCUCCUGCGCCGGGGAGCAAUACGAUCGCAUCGCCGCCGUCUGGAUCGAAGGCGUCGAGAUCCUCCGCACCAGCACCGCCGAGCCGACGGAAUCCGGUAUCUUCUGGCGCGUACGCAAGGAUAUCACGCGUUACGUCCCGAUCCUACGCGGCUCCGGUGGCCUCAACGUUUCGAUGAUGCUGGAGAAUAUUGUUAACGAUGUUUACACAGGGAUCUAUAAAGUGAAUGUGUCGGUUGAGUUUUAUCCCGAUUCCGAUGACACCGAUGCGAACGCGAUGAAGAAUGAACGCCGCGAUUUUGCCCUAGGGUUUCAAUCCGAUCUCGGCGAAGAAGAGGUGAAGCUGAUUCCUUCAUUAGAGGAUCCCGCAGAUGUUGUAAUUCCUGUUUCUAUAAAGAAUAGCAGCACCGGUUUCUGGUUUCGGAUCCAGAAUCAAUCGGAAGCGCAUUACAGUCGAGUUAGAAUUCCUCGAAACACUUUCAGAGCUGUUCUUGAAGUCUACGUUUCAUUCCAUUCCAACGAUGAGUUUUGGUACUGGAAUCCUCCCGAUGUGUACAUCAAGGAGAACAACUUGACUACCCAGAGAGGAAACGGUGCUUUCCGGGAGGUUUACGCCACCAUUGACGGCCGAUUUGCAGGCACCAUUCUUCCAUUUCCCGUUAUCUUUACCGGAGGGAUCAAUCCUUUGUUCUGGUCUCCUGUUGUCGCCAUCGGGGCCUUCAAUCUUCCUUCCUACAAUCUCGAUCUGACGCCAUUUCUCGAGCUUCUUUCGGAUGGGAAGGAACAUUCCAUUGGGCUGAGGGUUACCGAUGGAAUCUCCUUAUGGCUCAUCGACGCUAGUCUGCAUCUAUGGUUGGAUUCAAACUCCGAAUCCGUGACAGCGAAACUAGUUCGAUACGAGGCGCCUCCUCUUUCCAUCGUCCGAACCAACAAAUUUCUCCAUUUGAACGGAUCAUUCAAAAUUGACGCAGAGAGGAAAAUUCACUUCUCAGGCUGGGUGAAUUCAUCCAUUGGCAAUCUAACAACUGAUGUAAAUCAGAAGCUUAAAUUCAAGAGCUCACUGGAAUUCCAGAACGAUGGGAACUACAAAGCUGUUCAUCUGAAGACGAAGGCCAAAACAGAGGUGAAGAUCAAGAAUAGCCAGGAGGUCAUACUAUCAAGAUUUUCUCACAAGUUCAAAUUUCCUCUUUUGAUUCUGGCUGAAACCUUGCCUGGAGUCAACAAUACUUAUACCGCAACAACCAAUCUUUCGCACACUCUGUAUGAGGAAGCCGCCAUUUUUAUGCUGGAGAAGCUUAUUACUUCGAGGGUUCUGGAAGAUAAGCAGGAUGCUUCUGGUUGGAUGAGGGUUCAAGAUCAUUCAGUUCUAUCUGGUUCAGCUGGAACAAAACAGGUUUAUCAGUAUAGAGAUAAUGGAAAAUGUUAUAAUCGUAAUUUGGAGGUUGAAGACGGUGAGCUUUUGGAUGAUACUGUUAAUAAUGUAUGUUCACAUUCUUUUUAGUGAUGGAUUAGUUGAACUCUCUUCUUCUCUUAUCUGCAGUAAUCAGGAAAUUUCUGUUGGGAGAAAUAAUUGUGAUAUUUUAUGCUUCCAGAAGUAAUGUAAUUUCAUUUAGUUGUUUGCCAAAUUUGUUUUGUUGAGAAA